GCUCCAUUCAUCAUCUCACCUCGAAAUAAAUUAUUAGUUUCCAUCCCACCACUCAUUUCGCACUUGAAGCUCUCAAACUCCACCAUUUACUAUCCGCAUACCUCUCUACUUCACUCUUUUUGAUUUUCGCUCUCGCGCUUUUAAAGGAAUCGGUAAAAAUGGCGCAAAAAGGCCAACAAAUCGACCUCACCUCUCUCACCACCGCCCAAUUAACCCAAGUCAAAAAGCAACUCGACGACGAGCUCGAACAUCUCACGUCUUCCUUCCAACAACUCCGCGCUGCGCAGAAUAAAUUCAGAGAAUGUUUGAGGAGUAUUAGUACGGGUGUUGGAAAGACGUUUGAGGGCAAACCAAUCCUCGUACCUCUCACAACAUCCCUUUACGUCCCCGGCGAAUUAGCGGAUACCGAGAAUGUGAUUGUAGAUAUUGGAACUGGUUUCUAUGUUGAGAAGAACACCAAAGAUGCAAUCAAAUUCUACGAAGCAAAAGUUGAAGAAAUUGGAACCAAUUUGAAGGAUUUAGAAAUUAUAGUCAACAACAAAUCAAAUAGUCUACGUGUGGUUGAAGAUGUUUUACGCCAGAAAGUUCUUAGCUCAACUCCAGGUGCUGCUUCAGCUUCAACAUCUUGAUACCUCUGCGCUAUGGAUGGGAAGGAAAAAAUUGAAAUGCCAAAAACUCAAAUAAUCUCGUAGAGAAGUCGAUUCAUUCGAGACACCACUAAAAUCAGAAUGGUCAAGUCGAGGAAAACACCAAAUUCGCUGUAGAGUGCAGACUGUAUUUAUGACGAGUGAAAUUCCGAUGAUGAUUGCUCUCAUUCAAAGAUGGCAGCAAAAUGAAAUAAGAAAGGACUGGUGCAAUGAAACUCA
Molecule: messenger RNA, 866 nt
Organism: Botrytis cinerea B05.10
Lineage: Eukaryota; Fungi; Ascomycota; Leotiomycetes; Helotiales; Sclerotiniaceae
Gene: Bcgim5
Product: Bcgim5
Exons: 5
Coding region: 159-629 (156 amino acids)
Biological process (GO): protein folding; regulation of DNA-templated transcription
Cellular component (GO): cytoplasm; prefoldin complex
Source: RefSeq, a predicted model, not a curated record